AAAAUCCGACUCAGCUGUGCAGCCGACAGACACUAAACGCCCCGACGCAUCUACGCGAUCACCAGACGAUAAAGAAUCAGAAAAACCUUUGGAAUCUGCGAAGAUGACGUCCCAACCUGCCGAACCUGCAGCGAAAGCCAUAACAGCAUCGCAGGAGGAACAGCAACGCAGCAGUGAAAGGGAAAUGGCUGGAGAGAGUUCGGUCAAAUCCUCCGAUCCACGUACACGGGGUGAUGUCGAGAAAUCCGAGACGUCAGAAGCAACGGAGGAAAACAAAACCGACGCUGAUAAACUGGAAGAAAAGGAAAUGUUAGAGAAAAGGAUGAGGAUAAUAAAGGAGGGGAUAAAACGGAAGAGGGAAAGGAAAUUUCUGGGGACAAGGACAAUGAGGACGAUAAUAAAGUGAAGGAAAUGGAAAUUCCUGAGAAAAAGAGGACAAGAAAGAUGCUAAUAAAGUACAGAUAAUAGAAAUUCUAGAGAAAGGGACUCUGGAAACGCUGAUGAAGUGGAGAAAAAAGAAGUAUCUGGAGAAAAAGAUGAUAAUAAAGACGUUGAUAACGUGAAGGAAGAAGACAAAUCUGGAGAAAGGGACACUGAUAAGCUGGAUGAAAAGGAAAUAUCUCAGGACAAAGAUGAUCCUUCUCAGCUAACAGACGGAUCCCAAGACGUGAAGGACAACUCAGAUCCUUCGGAAGACGCGAAAAGUAAGGACGAAAAUGAAGGAGACAGAGAAGAUUCCCAUAAAAUUUCGGCUGAAAGUCCAUCCCAGGAGGAAAAUAAAACCGACUCGGCUAAACUCUCGGGGACAAACGAGUCCAGCGAGGACAAAGAAAAGGAUUCUGGUGAGCUUCCCAAGAGCUCAUCUGCAGACGCGAAGAAAGACGUCCCUCCUCUUCCCCGAAUCAGCGUUCCUUCGUCGGAGUCUCAGGUAUUCACCGUGGACAUUCCCCUGUCGUUCGAGAAGGGCAUUCCGCGCCUGCAGUCGCCCAAGUUGAUGAGUGUGGAGACCGAGAACGGCGUUGAACGACGCCGGUCAUUGGUUUCCACUACGGCAGAAGAGAACUAUUUAAUCGUUCAUGGUAAGAGCCCUCCGAGGGCCACUUCACCUUCGAGUCACACUUCAGAAGCGAUCCCGAACUCACAAGGUGAUCAGUCACCGUACAGGAAUCAUUCACAAGAUGCACGGUUGAAUAACGCUUCGAAUCCUACCAAUAGGAGGGCCGAUAUUACUGAGAGGGACGUCGAGAGCCAAUCAGCACGGAACACUAAGGCUGGAGUUGACCAAUCAAUAACCGCGGAUGGGGCAGUGGGAGGCACGACUGGCGGGAAGGAUAGUGGCGGGAAAUCCACGGCGGGGAGUAGUAGUCGCUCUGUGCUGGGCGAGGGAAAGGGAGUGCAAGGGGACGCGCUCAGAACACCUCACGGAGUUAAAGCCAGUGAUGAACGUGCCGUCAGAGUGGAGUAUGACACCGUAACGAAAGGUUCUGGUUAUGAGGUGGAUCACUUGGCCGUCCCGGGCUAUGGAGAGUCGUACGCUCGCAGGAGUUUGCCCUCCGUCAGAGAGGACGUGCUCGUGGAGGCCCUAGCCGAGUCCGCGAGGUCCUACUCCGGCGAUCUCUCCAGGCCCUUGCGACGGGGAGAAUACGCCAUGCCCUUCCCUGAUAAUCCUCGAGGAACUUCGCUGUCCUCCGUGGAGGUCCCCGAGGGCAGCAUAAACACGGUGUCCCUCGCGGUGUCCAAGAAUGGGUCUCAUGUCGCCCGGCCCGUGCGUGACCACGGGGGCGCGAGUCUUUUCGAUCGCUUCAGUACAGGAGGAGGAAGCCUCUGGCAGAAAGCCCCCCAGGGAGCGCCUCUGGUGGUGAAGCCCAGCGGCGUCGUCUACUCGCGGGAGCCGAAGGAGUACGAGGACUACCUUCCGCGGGAGUCGAAGAGGCCGCCCCUUCAGCGCCGCGGGUCCCUCGGCAGGAUCGCCGUGCCGGACUACGACUACUACGACACUUACGACGAUCCGCCACGCCAGACGUGGUCGAAGCCGAAGGAAAGCCGGGGCUCGCAGACGGUGCGCGUCAAGAACGAGCAGCCGCACCACAGUAUCCUGAAGAAGAAGGCGCCGGAGGAGAAGCGAGAUACUAGGCCCUCCCACCGAGCCGAGGAGCACGCCGAUGUCGGCCCCAUCAUCAUUGCCAGCGGACUCGUGCCCAAGAACCUCGAGAGCUACACCUCCGAGUACCAGGCGGCGCUGGCGAGAAAUGGCCACAAGGGAAAUAGCAGUAACAACGGGAAUCACGGCCCGAGCGGGAACGGGAAUGGGAACGGCCAUCACCACACGAGCGGGAACGGCAACGGCAACGGCCACUACCACACGAAUGGAAACAACGGCUACGGCACGGGCGGGGGGAACCCGUACCACUCCAACGGCUCCAACAGGACGACCAACAGCCGCAGUUACCCGGUGAAGGAGCGAGACCACUUCCAGGAAAGGUACUUCGACCCCCCGCCGUCCGUCACCGCCCCCCUGAUCGCGCCCCAGCCCAAGCAGAGCGUCGGCGACGUCUUCGAUCGCCUGCACAGGAACGUGAAACCCGAACACGCCCAGAGAAAACCCGAGAUCAAGCCCAAGCCAAAACCGGCCCCUCCAGCGACCCAGAAAACGAACACCGCCAAUACGAAGCCUCCCGUCUCAUCAACAGCGAUCGUGAAGGACCCUGUUGAUCGUGCAAGCGUCGUUGGUUCGAAUUCAACGACCACGACUUCGGCAUCGAGUAAGGGAUCCAGUGGAGGCGGAGACGUGUUCACGAGGCUCUACGAGAACGCCCCGUCGAGGAAGCGCUCCGAGAAGCCCAACGAAUCCACGCGCCUCCUGGACGUGCCCGAGGGCGUCGCGGUGACGGACUCGGCGCCCAAGCCGAAGAAGACGGCGGCCAAAACGCGAACCGCCAGGCAGGGCGAGGAGAAAGGGGACGCCGUUAUCAACAUGCCCUUGCUGGCACCCGAUAUUGUGGUAGACGACAUGGGGGGUUCGAGCCCCUCCCGCGGAGGAAUGGGGGGGUCGGACGGAUACAGAGGAGGGGGAGGAGGAGGAGGAGGAGGAGAUAACACCAAGCUUCCCAUCGUGAUGCUCCAGGGAUUCUUCCGAGGCCCGGGCGAUAGGUCUCCCCAUCACAGGCGCCCGUCGAUGACCGUGAGUGAGCUGACCCUCCCGCCUGACCUUCUUGACGUGACCUCUGUCAUCCGCGGCGCCCUUCCAGUGUUGCCACGCCCUCUCGCCGCCCUCUGCCUCAUCCUCAACUUCUUCUUCCUGACUUGGUACCUGCCAAUAGGGUUUGAUAUUCAGGCACUAAAACAAUUAUCCCUGAUGAAAGCAACAACAUAA
Molecule: messenger RNA, 3373 nt
Organism: Penaeus monodon (black tiger shrimp)
Lineage: Eukaryota; Metazoa; Arthropoda; Malacostraca; Decapoda; Penaeidae
Exons: 5
Coding region: 995-3373 (792 amino acids)
Source: RefSeq, a predicted model, not a curated record